Molecule: messenger RNA, 3473 nt
Organism: Phascolarctos cinereus (koala)
Lineage: Eukaryota; Metazoa; Chordata; Mammalia; Diprotodontia; Phascolarctidae
Gene: HMG20A
Product: high mobility group 20A
Biological process (GO): regulation of gene expression
Cellular component (GO): nucleus
Source: RefSeq, a predicted model, not a curated record
CCAUCCCCACCCGAAGCUGCUUCUCCGACACGGACUUGCCUUUAUCAACACGUGUUAUGUGGCAGGCCUUGUGCUGCUCACGUGGCCCUCUUACAGAGUGGGCGUAGCCCACUAAGGACGUGAUUGGGAGUACGCUUCAGAGAGAUGGAAAAUCUGAUGAGUAGCUCAGCCCUCCCCCCACUGUUUGCAGAUGAUGACGGCUCUAAGGAGAGUAGUGAUAUGGCUGCGGCUGGGUUAGCCCAUCCAGAGGUGACGUACCCUGGCGGAGCCACACCAUCCACAAACAACGCAGAUUUUGUGGAAGAUCUCUCCCAAGUCCAGCUGCUCCAGAACGAAUCUUCAAAUACAGUAGAAAAUAGCGAGCAGCGGCAUGAGGAUGAGCAAAGAAAUAAACGAGGAGGUUGGUCCAAAGGAAGAAAGAGGAAGAAGCCGCUUCGAGACAGCAAUGCUCCCAAAUCUCCCCUCACAGGGUACGUGCGGUUCAUGAAUGAACGUCGAGAACAACUCCGAGCAAAACGGCCCGAGGUCCCCUUUCCAGAAAUCACGAGGAUGCUGGGCAAUGAAUGGAGUAAACUGCCUCCUGAGGAGAAACAGCGUUACCUGGACGAAGCAGACCGAGAUAAGGAGCGUUACAUGAAGGAGCUGGAGCAGUAUCAGAAGACGGAGGCCUACAAAGUCUUUAGCAGGAAAGCUCAGGAUCGGCAGAAAGGCAAAUCUCACAGGCAGGAAGGAGCUCGGCAGGCUGCUCAUGAUCAUGAGAAAGAAGUAGAUGUGAAAGAAAGGUCUGUCUUUGACAUACCUAUAUUCACAGAAGAAUUCCUCAACCACAGUAAAGCCCGAGAAGCGGAGCUGCGACAGCUGCGUAAAUCCAACAUGGAGUUUGAAGAGAGGAACGCAGCCCUCCAGAAGCACGUAGAGAGCAUGCGCACGGCUGUGGAGAAGCUGGAGGUGGACGUGCUUCAGGAGCGGAGCCGAAACACCGUCCUGCAGCAGCACCUGGAGACCCUGCGGCAGGCCCUGACCAGCAGCUUCGCGGGGGUGCCGCUACCUGGAAGUGGAGAGACCCCCACAGUGGAUACAAUUGACUCCUACAUGAACAGGCUUCACAGUAUUAUUCUAGCUAAUCCCCAGGACAAUGAAAACUUCAUAGCCACAGUUCGAGAGGUUGUGAACAGGCUUGAUCGCUAGUGACUGGUGCUGUGGCUCCAUGAUGUUCUGCAAGUGAUUCUGCUUGUGAGGAAUGAGAAGCCAUGAGGGAAACAGACUGCCAGGGGCGGAAGGGACCCAUGCAUGCAUUCCAGCCUCCCCCACCCCUGGAAAGCCAUCAGAGCACCCCAAGGCACGUUUGGACGCCCCUUCCACUGCUUGUCCUUGCUGGCUCUCAGGGCCUCAGCUUCCUCUCAUUUCAGUUUCUAUUGCAGAGAAAAGGCAAGAUUUCCUCCUGGAGCCACACAGAAUGGGUGUCCAUGCCCCCGUCCCCAGGGCUAUUCCAGUCACUUUCUGUUUUUAAGUUCCAUCGCUGACACCUCCACCCUCUGCCAGCCAGCCAGGCCCCAUGGGAGAGCUCCUCCUUGGCAGACACAAUUUCCCUCCAUGUUAGCCUGCUGCGACAUGGAGAUCAUGUGUUCUGGUCAUCAGUGCCCUUCUGGGUUCUGACUGGAGUUGGUUUCCCAGCCAUCUCUCCCAAGUGUAUGCAGUGUUCCAUGGCCAGUAGGGCUUCUGUCACCCCUUCUUUUUUGGGGAACACUGCCACCAAAGAGAAGGUUAAUGGUAACAGGAAAGCACUAGUCUUUCCCAUUUGGCAUAUUGAAAGUUGUCAGUGUUUGAUCUUGCAUGGAAAGUAAGGAUGUUGCUAUUCCAUAUAUGCUGAUUCAGGGACUCAGAUGAGAGACCCCUUGUUUACAAAGAGAAUCUCUCCUCCUUCAACACAGACUCUUAGGCUGAAUUUCCCUUGCCUUCACCUUCCAUCUGUAGCCUGUAGAAAAACAAAUUGAUACAGAAGGGGCAGCCUCCUUUCUCUCCCCACAGUGAUUUGUGUUUUAGCUGCAGGGCCAGCCAGAUAAGGGUUUCCACUUGCUUACCUCAGUCACUCAUGGAAGCACAAGUGGCCAGCUGAUUGUGGCUACUCUUCCACGUGGCCUUCAAGUGGAAGGAACCGGGCUGCUUUGCAAGAGCUGCCAGUAUGGGGCUCUCAAAUCUUGGCAUUCCACUAGCUAGUUUUUCCAGUGCAUCAUUUGCCUGUUGGUUUUUAAUCUCUUGAGAAAAAAGAGAUGCCCCUGUCCCCCAUCCCCCCAAACACUCUCACACACACACACUCUUACCCUUUUUUUAUUUGCAUGGCAUUGAGCCCUAUUCAUUGUGGCUUGAAAAAGACCACCACUGAGCAGCUUAGACUUUGUGUUCAUAACCUGUAAAAGACCGUAUCUGUUGUCCAGGGACCAACCUAGAUUUUCACGGAGUGACCCAUAAGCUGGCCACUAAGUGGUGAGUACUUUGACUGUGGUUACCCAGUUAAAGAAUUAGGUGGGAGCAUACUUAGCAUUCCCCAUUCACACCAUCCAGCCAUUCAGUGAUAGAAAGUGGAAGUGCAUCAUGGCCUAGCCUAGUCAUGUAAACAUUAGCCAAUGACAAGUAACUGCUUCUUCCCUCCCAUCAUUUGGCCCCUCCUCCCCAUGCCCCUUGUCACACUAUAGGGUGGCCUUGGUUCCAUGCAUGCCUUGUGUUUAUUCUCAGGCUUCGUUAGAGCCUAGAGCCUUCCUUCAGGUACUCAGUCUCGGCACACCUCUGGCCGCCCGGGAAGUACCCCUCUCUAGUGCCCCAGCUUUGAUUGUUGUGAAACUUCCUUAGCCGUGCUUUUGUGACCCAGAGCAGCAUUGCCCCAGUGAGGGGUGGCAUGUUUACAGAAUCAGUGAUGAAGAGAGGAAUUGCCACCACCAGAAGCUCUGCAGAACCUGUGAACACACACAUGCAGUUACAUACCCAGCAGGCUCUCCCAGGUGACCCAUCAGGUACUUGAGAACAAAUCUUAAUGUCCCUUCUCCUCCUCAACCCCCUCUUCCCCCAACACUGAACAGCUAUAUGAGAUGUUAGCAGAGAUUGAGCCCUGCUUCCUGUCUCCUGGUGACAUGGAUGUGACUGUUCUUUAUUAGGAAAACUUUUAUUUUUGUUGUUGUUGUUUUUUCUUGUCAAGAUAUGAAUUGUCACCUUCUCCAUGUUACAGAGUUUUCCCUAUUGUUUAAAAAAAAAACUCCCACAAGAGGCAGCUUUGGGGACAGGGAGUCAAACAAAAGGUGUUUGCUGAAGGGAAGAGAAAAAUCCGUGUGUUGUCCCUGUGUCUGGAGUGCUUGAUAUGCCAAGUUUUUCCGUACAAGUGUCUCUGUAAUUAUGCUUCUAGAUUUUCUUUGUUUUGUUCAUUAGAAGUUGAUGUGCUUGCUUGACAUUUGUUUCAUUAAAACUUUUCAACAUUGAAUCCA